AUGGAACUAGAGUUCCGGUCCACAGGAAGGAAGAAAGAGCUUGACGAGGUCUUCCUGAAAAUGAUUAUGAAAGAUGUGCAGCCUUUCCCCAUGGUGGAAGAUGAGGGUUUCAGAGCAUUUGUGAGGAAGGUGGACCCCACAUACAUUCUACCAACCAGUAAAGCUCUGAAGACAAGGGUAGUAUCUAAUCUGGGCUUCUCUGCUUUUCCAGCUUCCUGGAGUGGUCCUGCUGAGUCUAAUGUCUAUCAAAAAGGAGACUCCAUGUACUUGCAGAUUUACCUACACUGCAGCGUGGUUGUCUCUUCAGCAUUGACUCCAGAUACCAAAUCCUGCAACUAUAACAAGACCAAUUCCAGCUGGGUUGAGUUGAAUGGUCAGACAAGUGUAUGUGAGUGCUGUGCAUCAAAAUGUAAAGGUCCUCCUUAUGGCAGUCCAUCAAAUGAGUUGAAGGCGCUUGUGAGUACUGGUCCAUUCUUCAUUAAGGAAGCACAACUGGAGGAACAAUCGCUGUCCAAUUCCUUCAGUACCACCUCCCAACUUGGCUUUUCUGCAGGAGCAACUCCGAUUGUAUCUGGAACACUUCCAACCUCAGUGAAAAGGGGCCCAAUUGUAGCUAGUGCGGCUGUAUCGGGACUUGUGGUAGAUGUUGCCUCUUCUCCAGUUCUGGAGAUGGUAAUUGACAUCCCACAGCAGACAAACACAGCAAAACUUGGUGUGUCCAGUCAUGGUGUUCCAACUGCAAAACUGAACCAGACCACUUCUGAGGAAAUGCAUCAGGAAGCUCAUGACUGGAAGUCUUCAAUUCCAGAUGGUGGGAGAGAGUACCUGGCUGACUCUCCUGGUCUGAAUGACUGGAAUUUGGGAGGUGAUGACCCUUUGAAGGGACUUCUCUCAACAGAGGAGGAACUGAGAGGUGACGUGUUCAUGAAUGACAAAUGGCUGCAGCAUGAUGACCUCUCGGACAAGAAAAAGCAUAAGGAAGCUUUAACAUCUAUGCUAGAAAAGCCUCAUGAGAAGAGCGGUGAAAUUAUGGUCCUUGAGCAGACAGAAAAAGUGGCUAAGUUUAAAGGAGAUGAACUUGGAAAGCUGGAAUAUGUGAAGAAAACCAAGCUGGCUUUUAGUCAGGCUUCAGAUGGCUCCAGUUCUCUCAGCUAUGAGGAAGAAAGAAGUCCGACCAGGGGUGAGCAGGAGGUUGAGAAAAGUAAGCUGGAGAUGGAAUGGAGGAAGGUGGAAGAAGAGGGAAGUUCAAAGAAACUGGAAAAAGCUCUGUUGCAGUCCCUGUUGGACCUGGUGAGGGGUUUGAAUAAGACGAGGACUGACCAGUGA
Molecule: messenger RNA, 1326 nt
Organism: Neoarius graeffei (lesser salmon catfish)
Lineage: Eukaryota; Metazoa; Chordata; Actinopteri; Siluriformes; Ariidae
Gene: zpcx
Product: zona pellucida protein C
Exons: 8
Coding region: 1-1326 (441 amino acids)
Source: RefSeq, a predicted model, not a curated record